AUGGUGCAGAGUUUUUACACCGUGGCUAACUCAAAACUUUUAAAAGAAGCCUUCAUUUCUUUUUCUCUUUAACAGGGAAGGAUUUUGGAGAAGACUGGGCUUUGCAGUCAAAUAACUUUUGGCCGAUACGUGCGACAGGGACGGAAACUAGGGCUGGAUCCAAAGCUCUUGAUCCAGGAUCUGCAGUUUAACAAAGUACCUGUGAGGUUUUAUCAGCCUAAAGCUACCUCUGAUCGGCGAAGGAGAGGUAUCAUCUUCUUCCAUGGAGGAGGCUGGGUGUUUGGAAGUCUGGAUACCUAUGAAAAAGUGUGUCGCUACCUAUCCAGGGAAAGUGAAUCAGUAGUUGUAUCAGUUCAGUACCGCUUAGCUCCUGAGCACACCUACCCUGCUGCGUACGAAGACUGUCUCAAUGCCACCAUCCACUUCAUGAAGGACAUCGAGCACUAUGGCGUGGAUCCUGCCAAUGUCAUUGUCUGUGGGGACAGUGCUGGGGGCAAUCUAGCAGCUGCUGUUAGCCAGACCCUGGCAGGCAGAACAGACCUCCCCAAACUACGUGCCCAGAUCUUGAUCUACCCAGGCCUUCAGGCACUGGACUUCAAUUUACCAUCCUAUCAUCAGAAUCGGGGAGUCCCUCUCUUGUUCCGAGAACGUGCUGCUUUCUUUGCUUUGCAGUACCUAAAUGGGGAUGCAUUGCAUGUGCAAGAGGUCUUGGAGGGCUCUCAUAUUCCUCCAGAUAUGAGGCUGAAGUACAAGAAGUGGGUGAGUCCAGAUAACAUCCCUGAAAAAUUUAAGGUCCGAGGUGUGAAGCCGCUUAGGCCCACUGAUUUUAUAGCAGAAGUUUACGAGACAGUGAAAAGAUUCUGCGAGCCCAACCUGUGUCCUCUGUUGGCUGAAGAUGCUGUUGUUCACCAGCUGCCUGAGUCUUUCAUCUUGACUUGUGAGUAUGAUGUGCUCAGAGAUGAUGGCUUGCUUUACAAGAAGAGACUGGAGGACAACGGUGUUCGAGUGACCUGGUACCACCUUGAGGAUGGAUUCCAUGGAAUCAUAAGCCUAUACGAUUACUGUGGUUUCUCAUUUCCAUCUGGGAAAAGGGGGUUGGACAGUGUUGUCACCUUCCUAAAAGGCUUAUAGUAACCAUCUUAGAUUCAAAGAGUCUGUUCAUGCCUCAACCUAGGAAAAUAUCUUUUUAGGAUAUUUAAUAUCAGGUGAUGGGUAGUCAAUCAAGGGCAGCCAUUAACAACGAAAAACAAGGCUCAUGAGAACCUCAUUCCAGCUAUUAGUUGGAACAUGGAAUAUGCAAACCUUAUGCAAGCUUGUACCAUGCUGCAAGCUCUUUAGCUCUGUCAAUAAAGAAGAACAUUAGUCUGCAUGGACAUCCUGGUUUGUCCCACUUGUUUGAAAUAAAGUGUGUGUCUAUGAAGAGA
Messenger RNA from Chaetura pelagica (chimney swift), 1424 nucleotides. RefSeq names its product arylacetamide deacetylase-like 4. Gene Ontology annotation, cellular component: membrane. The transcript is spliced from 3 exons. Gene Ontology annotation, molecular function: carboxylic ester hydrolase activity. NCBI's taxonomy places the organism in Eukaryota, Metazoa, Chordata, Aves, Apodiformes, Apodidae. The record is from RefSeq and is a predicted model, not a curated record.